AUGGCAAAGCAUCAUCCGGAUUUGAUUUUCUGCCGCAAACAACCCGGUGUGGCGAUCGGAAGGCUUUGCGAGAAGUGUGAGUGAAGAUUUAUUUUAAAAAUGUUCUUUAAAAACCAAUUUUAGGCGACGGACGAUGCGUGAUUUGCGAUUCGCACGUGAGACCGUGCACGCUGGUGCGCAUUUGUGACGAGUGCAACUACGGAUCCUACCAGGUAACGAGGAAUUCAAAAGUUGCAUUUUUCACGGAACAAUACGCAAUUUUCUCUGGUAAUUCGAUCCCUAUCUGAUCAGCGUCGGAUAUAAAAAGAGAGUGUCGUAACGCCCUUGGUUUAAUAAACUUUUUUAAUCAACAAAGCGCGUUACCUGACUUCUUUUCUACAUCCGAGUCGGAUCAGGAAAGGUCUCGACACGAGUUUGAACAAUAUAAUAGUUCUUCAGUACCCACCGGCCCGCCGCGAAAACAAACAAUUUUCCGCGUGCUUUCGUCUUUCGGCCAAUCGAUAUUUAAUCUACUUUGGUUUCCGAGUGAAAAUUCGCGAAUUUUCGUUGUUUUCCGCCAUUUCCUGCCGAUUUUCUAGGAGUUCAACCAGUGCUGGGCAAUUGGCGGACAUUUGAACCACUUUCAGUGAUCCGAUUGGGUCCAAACUUUACAGGCUUCUCGGAUCUAGAUUGAAGUAUACUCGGGUCAAGUUUCAGCCUGAUAGGACUAUUUACUGUCGAGAUGCAGAGCUUGAGGGCCGAUAACCCCGAACUUUAGGAUAAUCUCGGCCAAUGAUCCACAUAUCUCGGGACCGGAUGACCCGAUUGGGCUGAAACUUGGUUCCAAUAUGCUUUGAUACAUGUACAAGAAGCCUGCAAAGUUUGAGUUCAAUCGGAUCAUUGCAAGUGGUUGAAAAGUCCAGGACAAGGGCGGGCCAAUUGACCAGCCCUGAUUUCAAUCAUUUUUUGCACUUGACCAGUGGAAAUGAUCAAUUUUGAGCGAAAAUUUUAAGCUUUACUCAAAAUCUCGAGCGUUUUCGUUGAUAUUUUCCGAACAUUCACUUUGCAGGGUCGUUGCGUGAUCUGCGGAGGCGCCGGGGUGAGCGACGCCUACUACUGCAAAGAGUGCACAAUUCUGGAGAAGGACCGCGACGGCUGUCCGAAGAUUGUGAAUCUGGGCAGCGCGAAGACGGAUCUCUUCUACGAACGGAAAAAAUUCGGUCCCAAAAAGACAUAG
This is a messenger RNA of Caenorhabditis sp. 36 PRJEB53466, 1216 nucleotides long. Lineage: Eukaryota; Metazoa; Nematoda; Chromadorea; Rhabditida; Rhabditidae. The record is from the annotation of a GenBank genome assembly.